AAUUUUCGUUUUCCUCUUGAUUUCCUCUUUCGAUUGAUACCUGUUUUGAUACCAUCCAUUCGUUUUGGUCAAAUCUAGGUUUUGAGCUAGAUCUAGAUCUUUAAACUACAGAUCUGAUCAAAAUUAUUGGGUAGAUGUUGAAUUCCUUCGAUGUUCUUAUCAGAUCUGUUCUUAAUUCUAGUUUUCCCCCAGAAAAAAUGAAUUUUGAUUCUCGUUGACUUUGAUGUUCUAGGGUUCGUCAGAUCUGGAAAUUAAUAGAGGGCUUUUGUCUGUGUUGUCGUUAAUUAACCGAUUAUUUGAGUUUCGAUUCUUGAUUUGAUGAUUUAAGCUGUUAAUUGAAAAAUCUAGGGUUAGGGUUUUCAUAAUUUGGGGAUUUUUUUAAUUUACUCUUAGUUUCCUUUCCUUAGCCACUUAUGUAAUAACUGUGAUAGUUUAGACUCAUAAUUGUUUCUCACCUGUUAGUGUGUGUGGAUGACGUAUAUAACUUUCAGACCAAGUUACCUAAAGGCUUUGUUUUUUAUUUUACAGGUUAACAUACAUAGCAUGGGUCUUAAGCGUUCUUUUGAAGCUGAGGAUGUGCAAGAGCUCAACUUGAAGGAUGCAAGACAGAUUAGCUAUUGCAAUAAGCUGGCCAAACUAGAUGAAGGAGUUCCAUUUCGUGUUUCUUUAGAGAAGCCAGGUGUUGUAAUAGGAGACGACGUUCUGAGUGAUCUCUAUGGAUUUAAAUGUGAGGAUAAUGUUGAGAAGGGGUUUGAGACUGAUGCACCUUUCUCUUGGAUGACGUCCUCUUUUGAGGAAGAUUCUCCGUCUGGUGGGACGACUCAAUCUACCCUUUGUGAUGAGUCUCCAGAGUCAGAUUAUCUCUGGAGACCAGUUUGCCUUGCAGACGAUGUUGAGUGGUGUCAGAGUUCUCCAAGAAAAGCAGUUCUAAUUGGGUCAGAUUACCAGGCUGAUAUUCCUGAAUGUGUCAAGAAUGAGGUCCGUGAUGCUAUUGAUGACAAAGAAGAACAAGUGAUGAUGGGGAAGUGUGUUAUUGCAAUGCCUGACUGUGAAACCGAGGUUUACGAAAUUGGUAGAGGAAGAAAGGAGUGCAUUUGCAUGGAUAAAGGGUCAGUCAGAUGCGUGCAGCAGCAUAUAAUGGAAAACAGAGAGGGUUUGUUUGAAACUAUUGGAUACGAAAGAUGUCUGAACUUAGGUCUCGGUGAAAUGGGGGAAGAAGUUGCUGGCAAGCUAACUGAAGACGAGGAGGAUCUAUUCCACGAGGUUGUUUACUCCAACCCGGUUUCACUAAACCGGGAUUUCUGGAAACAACUGAAGUCUUCGUUUCCUUCACGUACCAUGAAGGAGAUUGUGAGCUAUUACUUCAAUGUCUUUAUCCUGAGAAGACGAGCUGUUCAGAAUCGUUCUAGAAGUUUGGACAUUGAUAGUGAUGAUGACGAGUGGCAAGUAGAGUAUGAUAACACGUUUCAUGGUCCUGAAACUCCUGGAAAGAGCCUCUCAAGAGAUGAAGAAGAAGAAGAAGAAGAAGAAGAAGAAGAAGAAGAAGAAGAAGAAGAAGAAGAAGAAGAAGAAGAAGAAGAAGAAGAAGAAGAAGAAGAAGUGAAUGCUGAAGAAGAUUCAUGCAUGUCCUAUGACUUCAAGUCCAAUAAUGCAAUCUCCUCUCGAUGUCCAGUUAGAAAGAGAGAAGAAUCCAACGUUGGAAAUUACUGGCGCCACUGCAAUGAUCUUGUGGAGGAUCAUCCUUAUUCAUUUGACCCUUGUGACUCGAUACUAUCAGAUCAAUUUUGGAGUAAGAAGAUUGAUCUUCUUCCAACUUCGAACAUCAUCGAUGAGAUCUUUGGUCAAGACGCAUGGGAUGAUGAUUUCUUCAGGGGAAAGUAGAUGAAGAAUGGUCUGCGAUCUUCAUUUGUUACUCUUCUCUAGUUCUCUGUAUGUAAAUGCAUUAUUUAAGACAAUCCCGAGUUGAAAAUUUUCAGGGAGUUCUCUGUAUAGUGUAUCUGCAGUCACUUUUUGCUUUUUUAACCUUUGUAAAUUAGGAUUAGAUUUUCUUGUAUGAAGAAGAAAAAAUCUUCAGAAACUGUUUAAUAAAUUAACCUUUUCAUCUGU
Messenger RNA from Eruca vesicaria subsp. sativa (arugula), 2106 nucleotides. NCBI's taxonomy places the organism in Eukaryota, Viridiplantae, Streptophyta, Magnoliopsida, Brassicales, Brassicaceae. The record is from the annotation of a GenBank genome assembly.